Messenger RNA from Megalops cyprinoides (Indo-Pacific tarpon), 1038 nucleotides. RefSeq names its product neuropeptide FF receptor 1-like. Gene Ontology annotation, cellular component: membrane. Gene Ontology annotation, biological process: G protein-coupled receptor signaling pathway. The transcript is spliced from 4 exons. Gene Ontology annotation, molecular function: peptide binding; neuropeptide receptor activity. The record is from RefSeq and is a predicted model, not a curated record. Bases 1 to 1038 code for a protein of 345 amino acids. NCBI's taxonomy places the organism in Eukaryota, Metazoa, Chordata, Actinopteri, Elopiformes, Megalopidae.
AUGCCUUCGUCCUUCGAGCCGGAUACUGGCACUACUUUUUUUUCGGUGUCGCUCAUUUCGCUACAGACCUGGAUCAACUGUUUCUCCAUCUCCAAACAUCAGCUCCCUGCACUGGGAAAAGGGGCCCAUCAUGGCUGGCCAUUCGAUAUUGUCAUUUGCAAGAUGAGUGGUCUAGUGCAAGGAGCCUCUGUGUCGGCAUCAGUCUUCACAUUGGUCGCCAUCGCAGUGGAGAGGUUUCGUUGUAUCAUUUACCCAUUCCAACAGAAGCUGACCCGAAGGCAAGCCACUGUCACCAUCGUGUUCAUCUGGACCCUGGCAGUCACCAUCAUGUGUCCCUCUGCCGUCACACUGACCGUCUCCAGGGACGAGUACCACAUCAUGGUGGACAGUUACAAUAGAACCUACCCUCUUUACACCUGCUGGGAGGCCUGGCCUGACCAGGACAUGCGGAGGAUCUACACCACCGUGCUGUUUUCGCAUAUCUACCUAGCACCGGUCGCACUGAUCGUCAUCACAUAUGCUUGCAUUGCUCUCAAGCUCUUCAAGUCCGCUGCGACCAUCAGGGACGCCCAUGCCGAAGAUGACGGACAGAGGGUCUCCAGGAAAAAAAUUAGAGUCAUCAACAUGCUGAUAAUUAUGGCACUGCUCUUCACGGUGUCCUGGCUGCCCCUGUGGACACUGAUGUUGCUGACUGACUACGGCAACCUAACUGCAAGCCAGCUGCAAUUGGCCACAGUGUACAUCUUCCCCUUUGCACACUGGCUGGCCUUCUUCAACAGCAGCGUCAAUCCUAUUGUCUAUGGCUACUUCAAUGAGAACUUUAGACGUGGGUUCCAGGCCGCCUUCAAGUUCCAGCUCUGUUUCAUGGAGAUGGAGAACCGUCACCGAGCAACUACAAGAAGAGCUGGCAUUUGGACCCAUAACCGCGUCUUUGCAGAGGCCCCCCCUGACUGUUCUGAUGGACAGAAAAACAGGAAGAGGAAAGGGAUUCGUGAUGGGAAAAUACAGAAUGAGCUUGUACUGGAGGAUCUUGAGUAA